ACAAAGUUGGUCGAGUCUAGAACGCUUCCGAUUAGUUUAUUACACGACAAUGUAUUCAUCUUUUUGCAAAACAGAAGCGCGCGAUCAUUACGUACCAGCUGUUCCGCCAGAGAAUCAGCUCAACGCUGUAACGAUGGAUUCCAAAUCAGUGGAAGGAUCAUAUUAUGAAGCUUGCACCGCAGCGGAUAGUUUAGGAAAAAUAGGGCAUCUUUAUCAUAAUUUUUACAGUGCGAAACAGGUGAACUUUUAUAACGGAGGAUGUGAUGGGUAUAAUAGUAAUUGGAUUAAAAGCGCCUCGCCGCAAGCAUCUCCAGGAUAUUCCGGAUCAGCUCACAAUCUAAAUCAACAACAGGAGUUCAUACCCUCACCAGAGGACUACCAGUGUCAUGAACUAUCGUUCCAUCACCAGUAUAAUUUCGAAACCCAGUGUGUUCCAGAAUUAAGUGUUAAUGAAUCAGCCGAGUGCGGCUAUAGUGCUAACAAUUACCAUCUACUAAACGGAGUUCCGAGUGCACCAACAUACGAGCAAUCGGAUGCCAUAUUCGACAUAUCUAGCAGUACUACAAACAGCGAAAAUCAGGAGAAGGAAAUCGGGAAUCUAAAUGCUUCAUUCAGCAGCGAUAAGGAAGUGGCAGAAGAAAUAAGUUACUCGGGAUAUUCGGAUGGCCAUGCGGAAAAAUCUCCGACUGAUCAGCUACACCCUUGUGCAUACCGAAGUGAAGCUUCGAAAGAUGUUGAAUCCGCGCCUGUUGAAAACAUAGGUUACUCACGAAGUGAUACUGCACCAAAAACAUCCCCUCCAACCGUCCCGUUGAAGUCUAAUAGGCAAGCUGGCUCUAGUAACCGGAAGGAACGGACAGCAUUUACAAAAUCACAGGUAAAGGCAUUGGAAGCAGAAUUUGCUCAUUCAAACUAUCUCACCCGCCUCAGACGGUACGAAAUUGCUGUUGCCCUAUAUCUCAGCGAGCGCCAGGUGAAGGUUUGGUUCCAAAAUAGACGCAUGAAAUGGAAGAGGAUAAAAACAGGUUGUUCACAGGUUACAACAAAAUAA
Molecule: messenger RNA, 1051 nt
Organism: Toxorhynchites rutilus septentrionalis
Lineage: Eukaryota; Metazoa; Arthropoda; Insecta; Diptera; Culicidae
Gene: btn
Product: homeobox protein Hox-B4
Exons: 3
Coding region: 50-1051 (333 amino acids)
Biological process (GO): positive regulation of transcription by RNA polymerase II
Cellular component (GO): nucleus
Molecular function (GO): RNA polymerase II cis-regulatory region sequence-specific DNA binding; DNA-binding transcription factor activity, RNA polymerase II-specific
Source: RefSeq, a predicted model, not a curated record